ACCCAAGGUGUUCCAUCACUUGUCUGCAGGCCUUUUUCUGUAUCACUCGCUAUGCUUGGGUGAAAGCGGUUACUCUUCCCAGCCAGGCCCAGGACUAACAACUCAAUCUGGCCCCUCGCAUUCUUUUAUUAUCAAAGCUGGCUCACGCUGCGUCCUUCGUUUUAUUUCUUAAGUGCCCCGUGGUUCCCGAGACCGUUAGGCGCCACCACUCCCAAACGCGGCUCGCCCUUGUGCCUGACCCGGAUAAGAUACUGCGACCGCCUCCUUGAUAUCUUUCUCAUCACCUACUCUCGUUUGCCUUUUUCUCUCAGCACUCCAGCCAGGAUGGGCUGGCCGGUGUGCAAUUCAACUCUGGAAGAUGAGACAAUCAUAGAAGACCCUCUCUGGGAGGGAGGCAUGACCUUCCAUCGUAUAGGUCUCUACGUAUGCGGGGGGUUUGCACUGGUUGCGAUCAGUAUAGCUCUUGCCCUUGUUAUGUGCCACGCCACUCAUUACAGCAAGCCGCGAGAACAACGGCAUAUUAUUCGUAUCCUUCUCAUGAUCCCUAUCUACUCGGCCGUCGCUUUCCUUAGCUUCCUUUACUACCGACAGGCUGUUUAUUUCGAGGUCCUUGGCGACUGUUAUGAGGCCUUCACCAUAUCCUCUUUCUUCGCACUACUAUGCCAUUAUAUCGCACCGGACUUGCACAGCCAGAAGGAAUAUUUUCGAGGAAUAAGACCGAAACCAUGGCUGUGGCCUAUGAAUUGGUUACAGAAAGUUUGGGGUGGGGAAAAUGGAAUUUGGAGGACACCGCGAAGUGGCUUGACAUGGUUCAAUAUCAUAUGGACUGGUAUUUUCCAGUAUUGUUUAGUUCGGGUCCUCAUGACUAUCGUCGCCGUUGCGACGCAGACCGUGGGCCUGUACUGUGAGGAAUCAUUGAGCCCUGCAUUUUCCCACAUCUGGGUCCUUGUCCUUGAAUCCAUCUGUGUCUCCAUAGCGAUGUAUUGCUUGGUCCAGUUUUAUGUCCAGAUCAGACAGGAUGUCAAGCAAUACCAGGUGUUUAUGAAAAUCCUGUCGAUAAAGCUCGUUAUCUUUCUCUCCUUCUGGCAGACGACUCUGAUCUCCUUUCUCACAUCUUCUGGUGCCCUUAAACCUACUCGCCUGGUCCAAUCGCAAGAUUUGAAGAUCGGUAUUCCUAAUCUACUUAUUUGUAUUGAGAUGGCCAUCUUCUCCGUGAUGCACCUGUGGGCUUUCAAGUGGCAACCAUACAGGCUGGAUUCACUCAAUGCCAGCGCUGAUCCCGAAUUCUAUGGAGGAAAGGCGCGAUAUAACGGAGGCUUUAUGGGAAUUAAGGCGCUGAUCGAUGCAUUCAAUCCUUGGGAUCUCAUGAAGGCUAUUGGGCGUGGCUUACGCUGGUUGUUUGUUGGCCGCAAGACGAGAAUGUUGGAUCCCAGCUACCAAAAUGAUCCCAGCUCUUUUGGCAUGAAGCCAACGGACGCUUCCGCUCCAGAGACUAGCUUUCCGGGACCGAAUGUUACGGCUUAUAAAGGACCUGGUGUUGGUCGUGCUGGUAGUGGGAGGUCGGACCGCUAUGGUGGUUCUUCUCCGGAUGACGAGGGCGAAGAGCUCCUGCCUAACGCGCAGCCCCAGCCGCAGUCGCAUGUCCCACAUGGCGAGAUAGGAGUUGCCAUGUCAUCCUACGAUGAGGAGCAUCCUCUGCGUACGCACAGCAAUUCUUUGAGCUACUCUGUCACCGAUUCUCCGGUAGAUUCUCGGUCGCAUUCUCCUCUUCCUUUCCAACCAUACCAAGCUUACCAUAGUCCUUAUCACAACCCAUCCACGGCUUCAGAAGAUGGACGACAAGGAAACCAGCGAUUCUACAAUUCAUACCACCCGCAGGCAGGCACUACAAAUGCAUACCAGCACAGCGGAUUAUCGCAUCAGGAGGAAAUUCCUAUGCCCAUGCCAGCACCUUAUCUUCCGCCUCCUCUCGAUGACUAUCAUAAUCAGCCAAGAUGAUAAUGACAUUAAACACUGCGCCGAUCUUGUGGCCUGGCAAAAAUACUCCAGACUGCCUCAACUCCUCGUUCACUAGUGAUCGAGCCGCUUU
Molecule: messenger RNA, 2089 nt
Organism: Paecilomyces variotii
Lineage: Eukaryota; Fungi; Ascomycota; Eurotiomycetes; Eurotiales; Thermoascaceae
Product: organic solute transporter Ostalpha-domain-containing protein
Exons: 6
Coding region: 325-1998 (557 amino acids)
Biological process (GO): transport
Molecular function (GO): transporter activity
Source: RefSeq, a predicted model, not a curated record